Molecule: messenger RNA, 1275 nt
Organism: Racocetra fulgida
Lineage: Eukaryota; Fungi; Glomeromycota; Glomeromycetes; Diversisporales; Gigasporaceae
Source: the annotation of a GenBank genome assembly
AUGAACUUCAAUAAAAAGCAAAAAGUUGUAAAAUCAAAUACUGAAUCUCAAGAAACCACCGAGUUUUCAAAUAAUGAAAGUAUUGAAACUCAGUCUGAUAAUGAAGAAAGUAAAUCUGAUACUAGUGAAGAUCCAUCCCAAAAUUUUAAAUCUAUUCCAGAUGGAUAUAGACCUUUAUCAAAGACAAGUGCAAGCAAAUUAGGCAGUAAAGUUUGGAAUUACUUUCAACCUUUAGAGCAUAUAGCAACUGGAAAUCGUGGAUCAACAAGAAAUAUGUGGGAUCAUCUUUCAAGUAUACAUGGUAUUACUAAAAAUUCAAAUCUAAAAUCAAAAGAUCAACAAAAAAUUAGUAUUAUGUUUAAAACCUCAGCUACUAAUUUAAAGCGCCAAACAAAACAAAAUCAAUCUUUAGUUGAAUGGAUUAUUGAUAGCGCACAAGCAUUAAGAGUUGUAGAAUCAGAAAAAUUUAAAGUAUUUAUUGCUAACUUGGAUCCUUAUUAUGAACUGCCUACCCUAACAAUUGCACAAUCUAAUGAUCUUCAAACACGAAAAGAAUCAAAACGCCUUCAACAAAUAAUGCUUACUGAUUCUGAAUGGAAUGCAAUUAAAGAAUUAGUAAUUAUUCUUUGUCCAUUCGCUGAAGCAUCAACUUAUUUAGAUGCUAGCAAAUCAUCAAUGAUUGGAUUUAUUAAUCCUACCUUAUCUCAUAUCAAGCAAGAUUUAUAUAAUAAAAAUUCUAUAUUGUAUGAUCUACCGGAUUUAGAAAACUCAGAUAUGGCUUUUGAUAAUGAAAUUGAUGAAGAUAAUGAGUUUGUAAUUUUACAUAAUCAUAAACUAAAUAUUAAUAUUCCACAAGAUUGUGAUAACUUGGGGAAAAAAGUACAAGCUACAUUGUACAAGGCUCUUGAAACAUAUUGGAAUUCUCCAGUUGAUGCUGAUUUAUUACCUACAUUAUUAGACCCACGUCACAAACAACUCAAAUUUGCAGAUUCCUUAGAUCGGAAAUAUGCUGAAAAUACUUUAAAAUGUAUGUAUAAUAAUAAGCACAACCAAAAUUUUCAAGAAACUUCGCAAAUGGCAAGUAUUUUGGAAUCUUAUAGUUUAGAUGAAGAAUUAUCUGCUAAAUCUCUUAGAAAAAAACUUCUUUCUCCACCUCAAAAUAAUAAUAAUGAUGAAGUUAAAAAUUAUCUUCAGCUUAGUGAAAUUGAUUUUAAAGAAUUAUUAAAACUUCAAAAGUAUUACAAAGUUACUAGAUCUGUAGUUAUUAUUAAAUAA